This is a messenger RNA of Syngnathoides biaculeatus (alligator pipefish), 2861 nucleotides long. It is a transcript of the gene phospho1, whose product is annotated as phosphoethanolamine/phosphocholine phosphatase 1. The transcript is spliced from 3 exons. Gene Ontology annotation, molecular function: phosphatase activity. Lineage: Eukaryota; Metazoa; Chordata; Actinopteri; Syngnathiformes; Syngnathidae. The record is from RefSeq and is a predicted model, not a curated record. Bases 771 to 1622 code for a protein of 283 amino acids.
CACUAGACCGUGUGGAAGUAAGCCAGAUGUCGAUCUUAUUUCAAAGUCUGUCACAGUUUUUGGGGUCAGGAGGUUCAUUUGCCGGCUGCACGUGAGGCCUCAAGGUUUUAUGGGAUAUUUGUUUAUUUUUCUUUUUUUUUUUUUUUUGUAGAUAACCAAUACCAAGUAGCUUGUAUCAUGUUCAGGUGCAUUGACCUUGGGCUGUUGUCGCUAUUAAUGACAGUUCCGAGGACCAGGGUUCAAGUCCCGGCCUCGCCUUUGUGGAGCUUGCAUGUCCUCCCUGUGUCUGCGUUGGUUUUCUCCGGGUGCUCCGGUCCCCCCCCCCCCCCACAUCCCAAAAACAUGCAACAUUAAUCGGACGCUGUAAAUUGCCCCUAGGUGUGAUUGUGAUUGCGACUAUUUGUAUCGAUGUGCCCUGCGAUUGCCUGCCGACCGGUUCAGGGUGUACCCCGACUCCUGCCCGUCGACAGCUGGGAUAGGCUCCGGCGCUCCCUGCAACCCUUGUGAGGAUAAGCAGCUAAGAAAAGGGAUGGAUGGAUUUUGGUGUGUGCACCCUGGCCACCUGGUGGCAAUAUAUGCUACAGAUAGGCAUCAGAUCUACUGGAAGCGCCCCACGUUUCAGUAUGCCAGGAGUAUUGGUCACUCUUUGCAGCAGAUAAAGAAUAUACGCACCGCGCACAUCUUGAAGGGACGCCCGAUCUGGUGAUCUUCACCCAAGACACUCAGCUAUCAACCUCAGCCUGGGAUGCAGUAAACGAGGCGCGACAGUCAUGGGGGACUCGUUCUUCAACUGCUGUUAUCUCCCACCCCAACCCCCAGGCGAGGAGGAGCCCCCCGGCUCCCGAACCCGCCGCGAUAGCAGCAUGGCCUCUCGCGUCUCCCCGGACAGGCGCUUCCUCAUCUUCUUUGACUUUGACGAGACCAUCGUGGACGAGACCAGCGACGACAUGGUGGUGCAGUUGGCCCCCGGCCAGCAUCUGCCCACCUGGCUGAAGGACACGUACCAACCGGGCCGCUACAACGAGUACAUGCAACGGGUCCUGGCCUACCUGUCCGAGCAGGGGGUCACCGAAAGCGACAUCCGCGGUGUCAUGGAGAAGCUGCCGGCCACCCCGGGCAUGCUGGGGCUGCUCCAGUUCCUGCGCAACCGCCCGCCAAGCGACUUCGAAGUGGUCCUGGUGUCGGACUCCAACACCUUCUUCAUCGAGUCCUGGCUGAGACGAGCCGGCUCCCGGUCCCUGUUCCACCGCAUCUUCUCCAACCCGGCCACCUUCAACAGGGACGGCCGGCUGGUCCUGAGGCCCUUCCACGCCCACGAGUGCCCGCGCUGCCCCGAGAACAUGUGCAAGCAGGCCGUGGUCCGGGAGUACGUCACGCGCCGGACCCAGGAAAGGGGCCGCCCCUACCAGAGGGUCUUCUACGUGGGCGACGGCGCCAACGACUUCUGCCCGGCGCUCGCCAUGGGGCCCCGCGACGUGGCCUUCGCGCGGAGGGACUUCCCCAUGCACCGCCUCAUCACCGAGACCCACGAGGCCAUGCCGGGGGAGUUCAAAGCGGUCACGGUGCCCUGGACAUCCGCCGAGGACGUGGUCCAACGUCUCAGGAAGCUGGUGGCCGAGUAAGGUGGGGGUGGGGGGCGGAGUCGGGUCGUGCCGGCAUCGGAAUCGAUUAAUUCAUCGUUAACAAUUCAGCCAUCUGGAAUUGAUUGUUGGAGUGCACUACAGGGGUGCAAUCAGUAGGGGCGCUAUUGACUCAAUUGCAACUCGUUUGCAUCCCGAAGUAAAAGAAGAAGAAAACCUAACAAAACUUUGAUCGUCGUCCGAAUUAAUCCAUCGAGCAAAUUUACCAGAAUGCCCAUCCCUAAUAAAUGGAAAUGUAAUGGUUUUCCAGCGCAUUAUUGAAAAACUGAGGAGAAAAUAAAAAAAAAAAAUGAAGAAACUAGUAUUAAAAACCAAAUGCACAUUUCAUAUUUAUAAUUUUUUUUCACCAACUGCACCACAUAAGGUUGUACUUGAAUGCCCUUAUCAUAAUACAUGCAUGCAUUUCAGAAGACAUUAUUGGGGGAAAAAAUUAAUUAACAAUAAAAAUCAAAGCAAAAUGUCAAUUAAUAUUUAUACAUUAUUUUUUACCACGUAAUGAUAGAAUUGAAUGCCCACCCUUAUUAAAAAGUACUUGUGCCAAAAUGUAUUUUACGGUGCAUUAUUGGAAAUCUUAAAAAUUAAAAUAAAAAACGCUCGUGUGUCUCUAAUGAGCACAAAUGCAUGUCAAAGUGAAAUAAAACAGCGCAUAAAUAAUGAAGACGUUUAAUAUUUAAAAGUUACAAAGUAGAAUUUGACACAAUGAGGAGUAAAGACCUUUGCUAAAAUAUGUUUUAAAAUGAAGACUUGUCAUAUUUGUACAUGAAUCAUUUAUUUGUCCCCGGCCCACCAUUGGGUUGCGACCCAAAAUGGCUGAAACAAAACCGAAGGCAAUAAUAUCAUCGCGUCGCCUCAUGAAAAUCAUUUUUGUGUGCUUACCGAGUCAUGUGCCUGUUUGUUUGGCCUCCUUGGAGCGGGGAGCAUUCCAUAAUAAAUAUAAUGUCCUUCAAACCAUAUAUGUACAAAUAUGUUAUCUGUUAGCAAUGAUUGUCUUGUCUGCACAUUUGCAUUCCUGUUCUAUUAUAAUCUAAGUUAAAGCACUCAUCCUGUGUUGAAGAUUGUCUACGUUGUCACAACAUUACACACAACACGAGGUGCUUCUUUCCAAAUAUUGUUUUCUAAACAUAACUGUAUCUGUUUGAAGUCUUUUGUGUCUUUUGCCGUGUAGGCCAAGGCCUACUCGAGGAAUUUGUUACCAAUAGCAAUACGGGAAUAAAGCCAUCA